GGAGGCUACAUUAUGUCGUCCCACUGGCAGUGGGUUAUCAGUGCUUCAUAGUGGGCUCGCGCUCUGAGAAAUUUUGUCGUGACGAGGCAUGUUUUCGUGAGUAGGUGUGUUUUGGGUCCGUAUCACGAGUUCCUGAGACGCUGCAUCGCAUUUGCAAAGGCGGAAGCUCGAUCCUCCGUUCAUGAUGGCAACAAUGUUCUUGAGCACACUGACGCCGAAGUUCUACGUUGCAUUGACUGGCACUUCGUCCCUCAUAUCAGGACUUAUCCUGAUCUUUGAGUGGUGGUACUUCAGGAAGUACGGAACAUCAUUCAUCGAGCAAGUAUCUUUGAAUCACAUCAGUCCAUGGCUCGGAGGAGGAGAUAGCAACACCGAUGAAGAAACCCCUCCUCGGGGGAACGCUCCGAUACAGAGCUCGGUCCCCGGUUCGUACACAUGCGUGUUCCGAAGUGCAUGUGCUAAGUACUUGCACUUCUGUCUAUGGAACAGCCUGAUUUCAUGCCUGUUCUUGAAUCUAGAAUGCAAAGUAUGGAGGAAUCCCAUGAAUCUCCUGAGAGGAGCAGAGUACCAACGGUUCUAUUGGUUCGCGUCGAAGGAACCUCUGACGUACUACGACAUGAAUCUUUCGGCUCAGGACCAUCAGACGUUCUUCACGUGCGAACUCGAUACGACGAAGCCGGGCUUUGACAUCAUGCAGACCGCAUGGAGAGAGAGAAGCCCCAGGGCUCGCAUACGUGCUGCGCACGAGGCGAUCGAAAAGAAUUCGGAAUGUUCCACCGCUUUCCUUCUCCUGGCCGAAGAGGAGACGACGACGAUCCAGGAGGCCGAAAGGAUGUUCAAACAGGCGCUCAAAGUGGCCGAAAUCAAUUACAGGCGGUCUCAGCAGCUCCAGCAUCAGGGACCGAAGAUGGAGGUUCUUCAUCGAAGAGAUACAAAUGUUCUAGUCUACAUCAAGAGACGACUCGCUAUGUGUGCGAGGAAGUUGGGCAAGCUGAAGGAGGCGGUGAAAAUGUUCAGAGAUCUUACGAAGGAAGUCCCUGCGAUCCUGAAUGUGCUGAACAUCCAUGAGAACCUGAUAGAGGCCCUGCUGGAGAUGCAGGCGUAUGCGGACGUCCAGGCCGUGCUCGCGAAGUACGACGACAUCUCCCUUCCCAAGUCGGCCACCAUCUGUUACACGGCUGCACUGCUCAAGGCCAGGGCAGUGUCUGAGAAGUUCUCACCAGACCUGGCCAGCAAAAAAGGCUUGACAUCAGCCGAGCUGUCAGCCGUGGAGGCCAUCCAUCGAGCGGUGGAAUUCAACCCUCAUGUUCCCAAGUAUCUUUUGGAGAUGAAGUCUCUGAUCCUUCCACCGGAGCACCUGUUGAAACGGGGCGACUCCGAAGCCAUCGCGUAUGCUUUCUGCCACCUGCAGCACUGGAGACGGGUGGAUGGGGCUCUGCACCUGCUGCAUUGUACAUGGGAGGGGACGUUUCGACUCCUUCCUUGCCCUCUCGAGCGGGGUCAUCUCUUCUACCCGUACCCCACGUGCACAGAGUGUGCUGAUCGGGAACUCCUACCCUCCUUCCAUGAAGUGAGUGUCUACCCAAAGAAGGAGCUGCCAUUCUUCAUCUUGUUCACUGCUGGGUUGUGCAGCUUCACUGCUCUCCUCACCCUUCUCACUCACCAGUACCCAGAGCCCAUGGGGUACAUAGCCCGAAUGGUGGGUUCCUUGAUCUAA
This is a messenger RNA of Darwinula stevensoni, 1717 nucleotides long. NCBI's taxonomy places the organism in Eukaryota, Metazoa, Arthropoda, Ostracoda, Podocopida, Darwinulidae. The record is from the annotation of a GenBank genome assembly.